UUCGUGGUGUCUAGUGUUUAAGUAAAGUGAAUCUUGUUUAGCUCUAACGAUUACAAAAGCAUCACAUCUAAACCAUAUGAAAACACUCACUGGAAAUAAACUCAAAAUUUGCAAGCUUUGUGGAAAGUCCUAAAACAAAUCAUCAUACGAGAGAGAGUAAAUACAGGAUAGAACUCGAUGCUUGUGAUUUUUGUGGAAAAUGCUUUACAAUGUCGAGCAAUUUGAAGAUUCAUGAGCGGAUCUACACAGGAAUCAGUCCCUUUUCAUGCAAAUUUUGUGGGAAGUGUUUCACGACGCCUAGAAAUUUAAAAAGACAUACCCGAAUUCACACAGGAGAAAAACCAUUCGACUGUAAACAUUGUGGAAAAUGUUUCUCACAAAAGGCACAUUUAAAGAAUCAUAUCUUCAUUCACACUGGAGAUAAACCUCAUUCUUGCAAACAAUGUGGAAAAUGUUUUAAUAAGUCGUAUUAUUUAAAGGUUCAUAUGCGAAUCCACGCAGAAAUAAAACCAUAUACUUGUAAAUAUUGUGGAAAGUAUUUUACAGUGUCGAGUGGUUUAAUGGCUCACGAAAGAAUCCACACAGGGAUCAAACCAUACAAAUGCAAAUAUUGUGAGAAAUGUUUCGUAACUGCUGGAAAUUUAGAAAGACACCACCGAAGACACACCGGUGAAAAACCAUUCAGUUGUGAACAGUGCAGAAAAAGUUUCACAACAUCAAAUGAUUUAAAAGUUCAUGGGCGGAUCGACACAGAAAUCAGUCCCUUUUCAUGCAAAUUUUGUGGGAAGUGUUUCACGACGCCUGGAAAUUUAAAAAGACAUACCCGAAUUCACACAGGAGAAAAACCAUUCAUUUGUGAAUAUUGCAGAAAAUGUUUCUCACAAAUGGAACAUUUAAAAAGACAUCUCUAUUCACACCGGAGAAAAACCUUAUUCUUGUAAAGAAUGUGGGAAAUGUUUUGCAUCAUCCUCUUAUUUGAAGGUUCAUAUGCGAACCCACACAGCAUUCUAACCAUAUACAUGCCAACUCUGUGGGAGGUAUUUCUCGAUGCCUGGAAAUUUUAACCAAGCAUACCCAAAUUCAUACCAGGAAAGCAUCACACACUCGUGAACAUUGCGGAUUGGUAUGAAGGUCACACCAAUUUGACAUCUAUAUCAUCUUAUUUAAAUUAAUACUGGAAAAACCCUUACUCAUGUUGUCUAAUUUAAAAUUAAAAUUUGUUUUCCCAUGAUAGUGUAAUUUGGAGAUAAUUUUUUUAUCAGAUUGCUUUAUUUGCUGCUAUAAUACAGCAUUUGCUGUCGCUGACUGGAUGAUUCACAGAGUCUCUCGCGAUUUCACGUCAAUUGCUGUUAAUCAAUUUCCUGAUUAUUUAGUUUACUAUGUUUUUCUGUUGCUUUAAAUUGAUUCUUGCGUUGACGGGAAAUAAAUAUCUGAAAUUACUAUUGUAA
Messenger RNA from Styela clava, 1448 nucleotides. RefSeq lists its product as uncharacterized. Gene Ontology annotation, molecular function: RNA polymerase II cis-regulatory region sequence-specific DNA binding; DNA-binding transcription repressor activity, RNA polymerase II-specific. Gene Ontology annotation, cellular component: nucleoplasm. NCBI's taxonomy places the organism in Eukaryota, Metazoa, Chordata, Ascidiacea, Stolidobranchia, Styelidae. Gene Ontology annotation, biological process: regulation of cytokine production; negative regulation of transcription by RNA polymerase II; regulation of immune system process. The record is from RefSeq and is a predicted model, not a curated record.